This is a messenger RNA of Meloidogyne enterolobii, 1128 nucleotides long. The record is from the annotation of a GenBank genome assembly. Lineage: Eukaryota; Metazoa; Nematoda; Chromadorea; Rhabditida; Meloidogynidae.
AUGUCAUCAACAAAUACAACAACUGUAUCAACAUUACAGCAAUUAGACUCUUCUCUUGUCAUGAAUUUAUUACGUUAUCUAAUAGCUUUAAAUGUGAUUUUGUCUAAUGGAUUUUUGUUGUUUCUUUUUAUUAGACACCGUUCUCUUCGAAAUACCCAAUGUAAUCUGCUAAUAGCUGCAAAUGCUGUUAUUGAAAUGAUUAUUGGUAUUGGACUAGCAACCCGUGGAACAUUCGAAAUCUAUACUUCAGCUGUCUCUUUAACUUCAUUUACCCAUACUCUUUGUGUUUGGAUUGGUUCUCCUUUGACUGGAGGCUUUGCAGCCAAUCAAGUAACAAUUUUGGGAUUGGCGUUGGAUCGACUGACUGCUGUUGCUAGACCUUUUUCUUAUGGAAAGAAAAAUAAACCAUUCAUCUACACUUGUUAUCUUCUAAUUAUUUUAAUCUUUAUUGGCGCUGUUUUCAUCUCAUUAUGGGGAAUAGAUGAAUCAACACCCUCACAUCAAUGCUCUAUGGGAGCAAAUGCUGGCCCUCUUUUUGCCACAAUUUGGUCUAUCUACGCGCAGAUUAUUACAUUUUCAGUUUUUAGUAGGUCUUGCACAUAUAUUGGAAUGCUUAUUCUCUUCUACCGACAAAAUCGUCGUUUCCUCAGCACAACAACAAAAACAAAAAUAACUCAAGUUGCUCCAUCCCCCAGACAAAUGGUCCAAAUAAAUGGAGAAAAUAGUCCUGUUGUAACUAAUUUAAAUACUAUAACCAACAACACAACAACAAAUUCUUGGGAAGCAAAAAGGAAAAGUAAUGUAAAUUUAAAUACAAAUCAAAAUCAACAACAAAAACAACAAAUGCGUUUAACCCUUUUAGUGGCAUUAAUUUUGUUAAUUUAUACAAUUUGUUGGGCAUUUCCAACAGCUAUUUGGUUCCUUUUCAUUGUUACCGACUAUGGAAAUCGUUCCAGAAUCAAUACAGUUACUUAUAUUCAAGGCUUUUUGACUCCAUUUGGAGCAGGAAUUAAUUUAUAUAUUUAUUUGUGGAGACAUGCCGAAAUUAGAAAAUGUGCACGGUCUUCAUUUCCAACAUUAAAACGCAUUCUUGCUGACGAUACUUUAUCAAAUACUCAAAUGAGUUAA